This is a messenger RNA of Sesamum indicum (sesame), 1913 nucleotides long. Its product is annotated as protein OSB2, chloroplastic. The record is from RefSeq and is a predicted model, not a curated record. Gene Ontology annotation, molecular function: single-stranded DNA binding. Gene Ontology annotation, biological process: positive regulation of helicase activity; mitochondrial DNA replication. Gene Ontology annotation, cellular component: mitochondrial nucleoid. Lineage: Eukaryota; Viridiplantae; Streptophyta; Magnoliopsida; Lamiales; Pedaliaceae.
UUACUUCUUUUUAUUUAUCUUUUCAAAAAGUGGGAAAUUAAAACUAAAACCCAUCCUCCAAAGCGGAGCGACGUAUAUGUCUUCUCCACUCCUCUAACCCAAACCCUCGAUAAACCCUAAUUUUUCUGCCGUCACAAUGAGUUUACUCGCCAGAGCAAAAUUAUCCGCCAGAAGACGCCUUCUCCUUCACCCCAUCACUGCUCUUCAACAUUCGAAUUUCUAUUCCACUCAUGUCAAACAAAAAGCGCAGCAAUUGAGCAAGCCUAGAACCCAGAAAUCUUCAUCAGGUUUUCCUCAGAGAACCGGGAAACAGGAUGGUCCGCCAAUUGUUUGGCCUAAGCCAAGAGAGAUCCCAUACCAAGCAAAAGUUGCGAACUUUGUGAAUUUGAUAGGUUACGUCACAGCCCCUGUUCGGUUCGAGGUUGCUUCUGACGGGAAGCACUUAGCUUCCACUGUGAUUUCUGAGGAAAUUAGUGGUGGGAAAAACUCUUUUUUGAUUCCUGUUGUGUUUGAAGGUGAUUUAGCUCAUGUUGUGGCUUGCCAUGUGAAGGAGAAGGAUUGUGUUUUCGUAUCGGGGCAGUUGAAUGUAGACCCAUUGCGCUUUGGGUUGAGCGAGAGUCUUGGGAGGUUUCUUGUUUUGGCUGAAAAUCUCAACUUUGUUGAGGGACUCGGGAGAAAUGAUUCCGCUACGGAAGCUCUGGUCUCGUUCUCAGGUGUGGAAAUCGAUAAGCCUGUCCCUCAAAAGAGUGACGAGGUGACAGAAAAGGUGGAUAAUGAUGAGGACUUCAAUCAGCAAUGGAGAGAGGCAUUGGAACAUGCAAAGGAGAAGCGUAUUUCUGGCGUUAAGGAUGAUUGGGCAUCAGGUGUUUAUGCAAGCAAUUCUAUUGUUCCAGAGUUGCAGGCUGGUGCUGAGAUAGCAACUUUGGAACAUGACGAGUCUAAAACCGAAAAAGGUAAUGAGAAUAAUGGAGAGAACGCUAACAAGAAGAAAGAUCGGGAUUCAAUCUUGGAUUUAUGGGUGGAUCUUGUGCAAAAUUCCCUGCUGUGGUGGGAUUAUCGCCAUCACAAGUCUAAUGGAUUGGUUAAAGAAAAAUUCCCAGAUUUUAAGCGCAAGGUGACUGGUGAGGCACUCUGGAUCAACACUGCUCCUAAGUGGGUGUUGCCUGGACUUGAAAACUUGGAGUUUGAUGUUAAGGAUAUUAAAGGAAAACAAGUGCAGGGAGGUGAAGGACCUGGAGAGAGAAAGAAUGACAGUAAAGAAGAUUCUUGGAAGAACUUGGUGGAAUAUCCUAAUAAAUGGUGGGAUAAUAGAGUGAACAAGCGAUACCCAAAAUCGCCGGACUUUAAGCACAAAGAAACGGGUGAUGUAUUAUGGCUAAGCGACAUACCAGAUUGGGCAUUAUCCAGGUUACCACCAUUGAGAGAUGGGAGAAGUACUUCUGAUGGCAAGAGGAAUACAGAAACACUCUGAAGCAUCUGGACGAGCUUCCUUUGAUUGGUAAACAUUUUUGUGCUUCUUGAGUGAUUGACCCUGCGUGAUUAGAGUUCUGGUGCUCUGGGAGUCUUGAUUAUGACAACUACUUGUAGCCUCUCGAGUCUCACAAAAGAGCGGAAAAGUAUUUGUAAAAUCAAAAUGAAAGAAAGUGGCCUUCUUUUCUCAUAUCUGCUGUUGUAGGGGCAUAGACUGUUCUCAUACAUUGUGCGGACUUUGUUUCAGCACCUGUAGUUAAAAUUAGCAAGGGAUUGAUCUGAUCAAUUGUACUGCGCACAUUAAUGAUAGUAGAAUGCGCCACCAUCAUCUUGCAUAGGCUUAUCUUUCUCACUCUGAUUCGUAUCUUGUUUCUGUGAACGGUAAAAUGUCCAUGUGAAUCCACAAUAUAUUAUAUAUUGCAGAAGCAGAGCAGGUACUUCUA